This is a messenger RNA of Perognathus longimembris pacificus (Pacific pocket mouse), 593 nucleotides long. It is a transcript of the gene Nts, whose product is annotated as neurotensin. Gene Ontology annotation, cellular component: extracellular region; axon terminus. The record is from RefSeq and is a predicted model, not a curated record. The coding region runs from base 81 to 593 and encodes 170 amino acids. NCBI's taxonomy places the organism in Eukaryota, Metazoa, Chordata, Mammalia, Rodentia, Heteromyidae. The transcript has 4 exons. Gene Ontology annotation, molecular function: neuropeptide hormone activity.
GAAAGCAAGAGAAAGCACCGGAGAGAGCUCUCUCUCUAUCUCUCUGACUUUUGUUGGCUUCUUUUACCAGAAGGCUGCAGAUGAUGGCAGGGAUGAAAAUCCAGCUCGUAUGCAUGAUGCUCUUGGCUUUCAGCUCCUGGAGUCUGUGCUCAGACUCAGAAGAGGAACUGAAAGCAUUAGAAGGUGAUAUAUUGACCAAUAUGCGUACAACAAAGAUCAGUAAAGCAAAUGUUCCCUCUUGGAAAAUGACCCUGCUAAAUGUGUGUAGUCUUAUAAAUAACCUGAAUGGCCAAACUGAGGAAACAGGAGAGGCUCCUGAAGAAGAAAUUGUUAUAAGAAGGAAACUCCCUAUGGUUGUAGAUGGCUUCAGUUUGGAAGCAAUGCUGACCAUAUACCAGCUCCAAAAAAUCUGUCACAGCAGGGCCUUUCAACAUUGGGAGAUGAUUCAAGAAGAUAUUCUUGAUAACGGAAAUGACAAAAAUGAGAAGGAGGAAGUGAUAAAGAGAAAAAUCCCUUACAUUCUGAAAAGGCAGCUGUAUGAGAAUAAGCCCAGAAGACCCUACAUACUCAAAAGGGGUUCUUACUACUACUGA